This is a messenger RNA of Aureobasidium subglaciale EXF-2481, 2197 nucleotides long. RefSeq lists its product as uncharacterized. Gene Ontology annotation, biological process: chromatin remodeling. NCBI's taxonomy places the organism in Eukaryota, Fungi, Ascomycota, Dothideomycetes, Dothideales, Saccotheciaceae. The record is from RefSeq and is a predicted model, not a curated record. Gene Ontology annotation, cellular component: Swr1 complex. The coding region runs from base 86 to 1930 and encodes 614 amino acids. The transcript has a single exon. Gene Ontology annotation, molecular function: ATP-dependent H2AZ histone chaperone activity.
CACAAGCAACGCAACAUGAGUCCAUGAAUGCAAAACAUCUAUACGGCUAGACCGGCACAUAUUAAGAGCAGACGCGUCAACGACCAUGGCAGAGAAGCGACGAGCAUCGGGGCGUGCGCGAGAUGCGAAACGACGAAGGACAUCGACCAAAGCGCCCACGCCAAAGGACGCGACACCACAAGAGGCCACACCUGUCGUCGAGGAGGUGAUUCGAGAAGCGACACCACUGCCGAACAAAGUCGUCGACUCCAGGCUUUUGCCAACCCUCUCCGAGCGCCAACCCAACGACCUGUCCAACGACGAAUACAAGAGCAUCGCAGAAAGCGGAGUCCUGCUAGCAUCGCUGGAACGAUCGCGUCAGAAAUGGAUCUCGGGUAGCUUCUUCGAGAAGUACUGGACAAAGACAUCGGGCAGGAAAGACGCUCCUCCGGCGCCGCCAGGCAACCCGCACAAGUCAUGGAUGAAGGAGAUCGGGCCAUGCACGCUGGUGGUUGAGCCCAUGAUCUUCGAAGCGACGGCAUACUACGUCAAGGAACCCGGUCCCACGCCGUCAAACUCGUCGCAUCAAGCGCCACAACAGCAGCAAUACCAACACCAAUAUCAACAUGCCCCCCAGCAGUUCAACCAACAGCAGAGACCUGUGCCCAAUCCUCCUGCUGGAAGCCCAUAUGGAGCGCCAUAUUCACAUCCUUCGGCUCAAUUCCAGGGUCGCCCACAUCCACCGCCCAUCAUGCCCGCGACAGCUCGAGCUCCGCCCCCUCCGCCUGCCGCACCAGCGCCUGCCAAACAGUCGCCAGAUCCCGUCAUCCAGAUGCUUGCCUCGCGCGCAAGUAGCGACCCUGAGCUCAAGGCACUCAUGAAGAUAGUAGCCACCGGCAAUGCCAAUCAGGAACAGCUGCGCAUCUUCCAGAGGCACAUAGAUGAGUUGACAGCCAUGAUCAACGCCAACAAGGCUCAACCUGCAAGCCAAACGAACUCUCCUGCUCCACCGCAUCAACACGCUGUUUCGCGCCCACCUUCCGCCGCUCCUGUCAUCAAACCACACCCUGCAACAGUCCAACCCAACCCUCCGCUAUACCCUAUGCCUCAGCAGCAUCCUCAAUACUCGCAUCAACCACCUCCACCACCGAGAUACCCUAGCUAUCCAAUCGUACUCGAGUUCCUCGGCCCAAACGCCUCGCCUGACCGCUUCCGCUUUCCCGAAUACACCAUUCUUGAGUUCUUGAACUCGUACAAGAUGCUCGCAUCAUUCCUCGUCAUACGAAAAGGCCGUCUGAUCAGUCCCCAACUCGAACCAGAAACCGAAUACUACGAACCAGUCACCAUGACGAUCAGCGUACCCGAAGGUCGCUCUGCUGCAAGAGAUGUUUUACAAUUCAUAACACGCUGCGUCAAGCCUGCAGAUCAGGUUCGCAACUACAUGAUGGAUCAGAUCGAAAAGUGCACACGUGCUCCGACGAGGCACCUUGCAUUUAGACUGCCUCACAAGAGCGGCAUCACCGAGGCAGAAGAGGAGGUUUCGGUCGUUGUACCAGAGGUCAAGCCGAAGCCUAGGCCUGUGCCGAGGAAAAAGAAGGAAGACAAAGACAAUGAACAAGCAGGGGAGAAGGAUCCUGCCAAAGGGGCUGAUACCACCGCUACACCGCAGACACCGGCGCCGGGUACGGUACAAGACGCAUCUGCACCUGGCCCUGUUGAGCCUGUGUCCAGUCCUCAAGAUGGCGCAAAGGAUGUGCAGGCCUCUACUGCAGUGCCUGCACCUACCGAGUCAGAGCCUGCCCAACCUGCAGAAGCUCCAGCGACAGACAGCUCAAUCGCAAAGCGCAAGAAGUCAGUUCGCAUCUCAGAGAUUCCUGUGAUAGCAAGCGAUGGCAACAUUACUACUGCCAACCCAGCAACAGAAGCAUCAGACGCACCAACCACAACCUAGAUACCCAUGUUCCAUCCAAUCCAAAAAAUACAAAACUAAACACAUUUUGCAUACAGACUUUGCAACGAUGAACGGAAGUGAAUUAGAAUUGUAAUAAUAAAAGUAGAUAUGUACCGAGACUUCUAUGGUGAUUCGUCCAGGGGAUAAUUUGUCACGAAUACCUCAAACGCAAGGCCUUGUAAAGGUCAUUCUUGCAAGUAUAGACCGGAGUCUAAACACCAGCUUCUCGAUGGGGGUAUACGAGGGCCGAGAGGACUGACUUGCUGU